Molecule: messenger RNA, 951 nt
Organism: Trichoderma asperellum CBS 433.97
Lineage: Eukaryota; Fungi; Ascomycota; Sordariomycetes; Hypocreales; Hypocreaceae
Biological process (GO): carbohydrate catabolic process
Cellular component (GO): extracellular region
Molecular function (GO): cutinase activity
Source: RefSeq, a predicted model, not a curated record
AGCAAACUCAUAGUAUUCCUUCAUACAUCAGAAUAUCGUCGUACAAGAUGCGAUCAGCAGCCCUUCUCACAGCUCUCUUGGCGGGCCAGGCCUUUGCUUACCCAAAGCCGGUCAUUCAGUCCACCAGCAAGCGGGGCUGGCCUUCAAUCAACGCUUUCCUCACUGAGAUUGCGAAGAUUAUGCCUAUUGGUGAUACCAUCACGGCUGCUUGUGAUCUCAUUGGAGAUGGUGAAGAUAUUGCUGCCGAUCUCUUCGGUAUCGACAACACGGAGAACGAAGCCUGUGGCGACGUAACCGUUGUGUUUGCUCGCGGUACUUGCGACCCUGGCAACGUCGGAGUGCUUGUCGGACCAUUUUUCUUCAAUUCGCUACAAAACGCACUCGGUAGCACAUCUCUUGGUGUUCAAGGAUUUGACUACCCUGCGAGUGUUCAGGGCUUCCUGUCUGGAGCGGUCCAGCCAGGCAUUGACUUGGCCAGCAAAAUCACCUCUGUCACACAGAGCUGCCCGAAUACUAAGCUUGUGGUUGGUGGCUACUCCCAAGGUAGCUUGGUCGUACACAAUGCAGUGGGCCACCUGGACGCAGCAACCGCGUCCAAAAUCAGCGCGGUGGUGCUUUUUGGAGAUCCAAGGGACGGACAGGCUCUCCCCAACGUUAGUGCUUCAAAGGUUCUAACCGUUUGCCACGAUGGCGACAACAUCUGCGCUGGUGGAGAUAUCAUUCUGCUUCCUCACUUGACUUAUGCUGAGGACGCAGAUAGCGCCGCUGCCUUUGUUGCACCUCUUGUUUCAUAAAUCACAUGUAUUAUUGCCGUAUGAAAACUUUGAAAGCGAAAAAAUGGGGCGUAGGAAAAUUACGCAGUGUAUAUAGUGGAGUGUUCGGCAUUUUGAGCAGUGCCGCUGAUGAUAAUGUACAUAAGCAAGCGUUAUGCGAUUCAAUACGAAUUACUUG